GAUCCCUCGGUUUAUUUAUUGAUUAAACACCCAAAGGGUCCAAACCUUAUCUUCAAUCCAACAAAUCUCCACCUCUUUCUUCUGAAACCCCAAACCCCAGUUCUUGAUCUUAACAUGGAGGCUCUAGUCCAAGAAUUCUAUGCUAACACGAAUGGUUUCAUGUUGAAUCGCCACUCAGAGGCAGCAAACCCGAGGUUAAAUGGGCAAAAAAGACGAGAUCUUGACAGUUUUCAGGAUUUUCCGGCGAGUUGCGCCGCCGGAGGAGAGGAAGAAGAAGACUACGGGGAUUACUCCGACGCGGUGUUGAAGUACAUAAACCAGAUGCUAAUGGAGGAGGAGGACUUGGAGAACCGGCCGUGUAUGCUCCAUGACUGCAUUGCUCUCCAGGCCACCGAAAAAUACUUCUCCGAUGUCCUCCAUGGCUCCGACCAUGCUGAUCUCAGUAGCUCUAACGCUUCUUCUGAUCCCAACGACUAUGGCGCCUCUUCAGAUUGUCUGUUCAGUACACCUGACAGCCAAUCUGGGUCGGUUUCGCCCGGAAGCGAUGGAGAUUUUCCGGCUCCUAAUCUCCUUCUACCUCACAGUAACACCAUCAAUCUUGAGUUAGAAGAUCGUUCACCGCCAAAGGGGAAGAGAAAUCACUACUCGAACAAGGAAGAUGAAUCAGCAGAAAAGCAGAGGAAUAAGCAGUUAGCAACGUCCACCCACGAAACAGAGCCGCCAUUAGAGAAGUUCAACGAAGUUCUCCUCUGCAACAUACAAGAACCUAGGAAGAAAUCCGACGACGAAUUCAAGGGCGGCGCGGCGCCUCGCCGCCGCAAGAAACGAGAAUCCCACAAGGAAGUGGUCGACCUGAGAGGCCUAUUAACUCAAUGCGCGCAGGCCAUAGCGAACUACGACGGCCGGGCGGUGAACGAGCUUCUAGCGAAGAUCCGACACCACUCUUCUCCACGCGGAAACGGAAUGGAGCGGCUAGCGUUUUACCUAGCCAACGCGCUCGAAGCGCGUCUCAACGGCGCCGGCACGGCGAUCUUCACCGUCCAAUUCUCCAACAACAUCUCGGCCGCGAAUAUCCUCAAAGCUUAUCAUAUGUACAUUAAAGCCAGCCCUUUCAAGAAGAUCUCAAAUAUUUACGCCAAUCAUUACAUCAUGAAAAUGGCGGUCGGGAAACACGCCCUGCACGUGAUUGAUUUCGGAGUUCUCUACGGUUUCCAAUGGCCGUGUAUGAUCCAAAGCCUCGCCAACCGCCCCGGCGGGCCCCCCAAGCUCCGGAUCACCGGAAUCGAUCUCCCCCAGCCGGGGUUCAAGCCGGCCGAGCGCGUGGAGGCCACGGGAGCUCGGUUAAAGAAAUUCUGCGAGCAAUUUAACGUCCCCUUCGAGUUCAAAGCCAUAGCAAAGAGAUGGGAAACCAUAACCCUCGAAGAUCUGGAGAUCGAGAGGGACGAAAUUCUCGCCGUGAACUGCCUUUACCGUCUGGAGAACGUGCCGGACGAGACGGUGGUCCCCGACAGCCCGCGCGACACCGUCCUAGGAUUAAUCCACAAAAUCCGCCCCGACAUCUUCAUCCACGGCGUCGGAAACGGCGCGUACAACUCGCCAUUCUUCACCACGCGCUUCCGCGAGGCCGUCUUCCACUUCUCCACGUUGUUCGACAUGUUCGAGGCCACGGUGGCGCCGGAAGACGAGGACCGGCGGCUGUUCGAGGAGACGGUGCUGGGGAGGAACGCGCUGAACGUCAUCGCUUGCGAGGGGACGGCGAGAGUGGAGCGGCCGGAGACGUACAAGCAGUGGAAAGGGAGAAACAAGAGGGCCGGAUUCCGGCAAGUGCCGCUAGAUCAAGAACUGGUGAAGUUAGUGAAGGAUAAGGCGAGAUCGGAUUACCAUAAGGAUUUCUCGGUGGACGGCGACGGGAAGUGGUUGUUGCAGGGAUGGAAAGGGCGCGUGGUUUAUGCUCUCUCUUGCUGGAAACCUGCCAUGGAGUGAUUUUUUUUAAUUUUUUUUAAUAUAUUUCUAGUAUAAUGUAAAUAUAAAUAUUAUCAAUUUAGCUAAUUUAUCUAUAUUCUAAAUUGCCAUCAUUGAAAUAUAAUAAUUAAUUUUCUUAUGA
Messenger RNA from Ipomoea triloba (trilobed morning glory), 2104 nucleotides. Its product is annotated as scarecrow-like protein 11. The record is from RefSeq and is a predicted model, not a curated record. Bases 115 to 1983 code for a protein of 622 amino acids. Gene Ontology annotation, biological process: regulation of DNA-templated transcription. Lineage: Eukaryota; Viridiplantae; Streptophyta; Magnoliopsida; Solanales; Convolvulaceae. Gene Ontology annotation, cellular component: nucleus. Gene Ontology annotation, molecular function: sequence-specific DNA binding; DNA-binding transcription factor activity. The transcript has 2 exons.